AUGAGCAUGAUAAGAACCUUCCAGAAACUUCUGCAACCAACCCGCGGACCCCACCGGGCUUCUACUCCCCUCCGCCGCUUCUGCGGCCGCGCACCGGCCCCGCCGUCGCCCUCCGGCGGCGACAUCUUCCAAUGGAACUCCGCCAUAUCCGCCCACCUCCGCGCCGGCAGGGUGGCCGCCGCGCGCCGACUGUUCGACGAAAUGCCGGAGCGGAACGUGUUCACGUGGAACUGCAUGAUCUCCGGCUUCGUCCAGAACCGGAUGCUCGCGGACGCGCGCAGGGCGUUCGACGCGAUGCCUGGGAGGAACUCGGUCUCCUGGGCCGCGCUCCUGACCGGCUACGCGCGGUGCGGGAGGGUCGCCGAGGCCAGGGAGCUCUUCGACCGGAUGCCGGACCGGAACGUGGUCUCCUGGAACGCGAUGAUGUCAGGCUACGCGCGCAACGGGAUGGUCGAGCGGGUGCGCGAGCUGUUCGACGCGAUGCCAGCGAGGAACGACGUCUCGUGGCUGACGAUGAUCUCCGGUUACAUCAGGAGGCGUCGUGUCCGUGAGGCGAGGGAGCUCUUUGACCGCGCCCCUUCCCCGUCGACGUCUGUCUGCAACGCGUUGCUGUCGGGUUACGUCGCACUUGGUUGCUUGAAGGACGCCGAGGAGCUGUUUGGCCGGAUGCAGAGACGGAACCCUGUCUCGUGGAAUGUUAUGAUCACAGGCUACGCGCGGGCUGGGAGGAUGCAGGUUGCGCAGAGCCUGUUUGAUGAGAUGCCCCAGAAGGACACGAUAUCUCGGACAGCCAUUAUGCGUGGGUACUUGCAGAAUGGAGACGUUGAUGCUUCGUGGAAGGUGUUCCAGGAAAUGCCCGAUCGGGAUGCUGUUGCUUGGAACACAAUGAUCGGUGGUUUCGUGCAGAGUGAGAGGGUGGAUGAUGCUUUGAGAUUGUUUGCUGAGAUGCCAAAUAGGGAUCUCGUAUCUUGGAACACGAUCUUGCAAGGCUAUGUUCAACAAGGGGACAUGGCUAGUGCAAAUACCUGGUUUAGAAAAAUGCCAGAGAAAGAUGAGACCUCGUGGAACACAUUGAUCUCUGGGUACAAAGAUGAAGGAGCACUAGCUUUGCUGUCAGAAAUGACCAGAGGAGGACUCAGACCGAACCAAGCCACUUUGAGCAUUGUUAUUUCUAUCUGCGCCUCUCUUGUUGCGCUCGGAUGUGGAAAAAUGGUGCAUCUCUGUGCAGUCAAAACUGGCUUUGAGCGGGACGCUUUGGUAAUGAGCUCAUUGAUAUCUAUGUACUCAAAGUGUGGGCUAAUCGCUGAAGCCUCACAAGUUUUCGAAUUGAUGUUGCAGCGAGAUACAGUGACAUGGAAUGCCAUGAUUGCGACAUAUGCUUAUCAUGGUAUGGCUGCUGAAGCUCUGAAACUCUUUGACAAAAUGACUGAAGAUGGAUUUCGUCCAGACCAUGCAACCUUUCUUAGUGUAUUGUCUUCUUGUGCACACAAAGGCUAUUUAUAUGAAGGUUGUCGUUAUUUUAGAAGUAUGCAAGAAGAUUGGAACUUGAUUCCUAGAUCUGAUCACUAUUCCUGUAUGGUUGAUCUCCUAGGAAGAUCUGGUUUUGUACACCAAGCUUAUGCAUUCACAAGAAAAAUCCCAUCUGACCUUCAAGUAAAUGCAUGGGAGACACUGUUUAGCGCAUGUAAUGCUCACGGAGAUGUUCAGCUUGGAGAAGUCAUUGCAAAGAAUGUCCUUCAGGCGCAACCUUCUGAUGGAGGAAUGUAUACACUCUUGGCAAACUUAUAUGCUGCCAAAGAGAUGUGGAGCAGUGCUGCCAAUGUUAGAGGAUUCAUGAAAGAGCAGGGCUUAAAGAAGGAGACAGGGUGUAGUUGGGUUGAGCUGAAGGGGGAGGUUGUCUCCUUCUCAUCAAAUGACAAUACACAUCCUCUAAUUGAUCAGAUAUGCCAGGAGGUUGAUAACCUUUCUGUCAUGAUAGAAGGGGCGACGUGA
This is a messenger RNA of Triticum turgidum subsp. durum (durum wheat), 1992 nucleotides long. NCBI's taxonomy places the organism in Eukaryota, Viridiplantae, Streptophyta, Magnoliopsida, Poales, Poaceae. The record is from the annotation of a GenBank genome assembly.